Molecule: messenger RNA, 1173 nt
Organism: Serpula lacrymans var. lacrymans S7.9
Lineage: Eukaryota; Fungi; Basidiomycota; Agaricomycetes; Boletales; Serpulaceae
Exons: 12
Coding region: 1-1173 (390 amino acids)
Biological process (GO): transmembrane transport
Cellular component (GO): membrane
Molecular function (GO): transmembrane transporter activity
Source: RefSeq, a predicted model, not a curated record
AUGUUUUUGGCGUCACAGACAGAAGAGCAGAAGCGUAAAGCCCGCAUGCAAAUGAUGUGUUUAUACUGGUCCUUUUUUCUUUUGGGUUGGAAUGACGGUAGCACUGGGCCUCUUUUGCCCCGGAUUCAAUCUGUGUAUCAUGUAAACUUUACUAUUGUUUCGUUGUUGUUCGUUUCUUUGUGUGUCGUACCUCGGGACCACGUAUUAAUGUCGGGUAUAGGAUCUCUCACUCAAAUAGUUGCUUAUAGUUUGCAAGCCGCUGCCGUACCCUUCCCUGUCUUUGUGAUAGCAAACUUUAUCAAUGGAGUGGGCUCUGCAGUACAGGAUGCCCAAGCGAACGGUUUCGUGGCGGCUCUAGAUGACAACUCGAAGAUGGGCUAUCUUCAUGCAGUUUAUGGUGCAGGGGCUCUUGUAGCUCCUCUCGUGUCGACUCAGUUUUCCCAGCUUAAACAUUGGUCUUUUCACUAUCUGAUUUCUCUUGGGAUUUCGUUGUCAAAUGUCGCUUUUUUGGCAUAUACGUUCCGUCUCAAAAAACAGAAUGACUGUCUCGCUGAAAUCGGGCUCGAUUCCGGUGAAGAGAACGCCUCCGAGACACGUACCUACCGGCAGAUUUUCGCACAGAAGACUGUCCAUGUCCUCGCGUUCUUCAUUCUAGUUUACGUCGGGGUAGAAGUGACUCUCGGUGGAUGGAUCGUUUCUUUUAUGAUCGAUGAACGUGGUGGUGGACCGUCUGCAGGAUAUAUCUCAUCUGGGUUUUUUGGAGGUCUUAUGGUCGGGCGCGUGGUCCUUUUAUGGUUUAAUCGCAAGAUGGGUGAACAACGUGCACUACUUGUCUAUGCUGUCCUUGCUAUAGGCUUGGAGCUAGUGGUUUGGCUAGUCCCUUCACUAAUCGGUGGGGCAGUUGCCGUCUCUCUGGUAGGGGUAUUAUUAGGCCCGACAUACCCAUUGGCAGUGAAUCAUGCUGCUCGUGUUCUUCCCCGUUGGCUAUUAACCAGUUCCAUCGGGUGGAUUGGCGGAUUUGGACAAGCGGGGUCCGCAGUAUUUCCUUUUAUCACAGGUCUACUCGCUUCGAAGCGAGGAAUUCAGACUCUUCAGCCUCUCAUAGUAGCUAUGCUUGCAUCAAUGCUUGUAUUAUGGCUAAUGGUUCCCAAAGCUGUGCACCGAACAGAUUAA